Aspergillus alliaceus is the source of this 414-nucleotide messenger RNA. RefSeq names its product ankyrin repeat domain-containing protein. The transcript has a single exon. NCBI's taxonomy places the organism in Eukaryota, Fungi, Ascomycota, Eurotiomycetes, Eurotiales, Aspergillaceae. The record is from RefSeq and is a predicted model, not a curated record. Gene Ontology annotation, molecular function: protein binding. The coding region runs from base 1 to 414 and encodes 137 amino acids.
AUGCCUCGAAAAGGAUGCAAAUCCCAAUGCCAGAAAAGUGCCAGAGAAACAGCACUUACACUGGCUGCUGCUGCUGCUGGUCAUGCAGAAGUGGUUCAGCUGCUAUUUGGAAACGGGGCCAAAGUUAACCAGAACAACACGAAUGAUGAAAAGGACGCGGCCGCACUGCAUAGGGCUGCAGAGAAUAGAAGCAAAGAGAUAGUCCAAGUAUUAUUAGCGAAUGGCGCUGAUAUCAAUUUAAAGGUCUUCUGGGGUGAUGGGCCGUUGCGCAAGUUUGCAAAAAGGAACAACUCAGUAGUCACGCAGAUGCUGUUAAAGAAGGGUACAAAAGAUAAUCGGAUAUCGACCACGGAAGCAGGCAUGGAAGCAUAUGAGGUUUUAACAAGUGGGAGCGCUCGAAUUGAAUACGCUUAA